Messenger RNA from Coffea eugenioides, 2724 nucleotides. Its product is annotated as putative serine/threonine-protein kinase-like protein CCR3. Gene Ontology annotation, biological process: protein phosphorylation. Gene Ontology annotation, molecular function: ATP binding; protein serine/threonine kinase activity. NCBI's taxonomy places the organism in Eukaryota, Viridiplantae, Streptophyta, Magnoliopsida, Gentianales, Rubiaceae. The coding region runs from base 94 to 2520 and encodes 808 amino acids. The transcript has a single exon. The record is from RefSeq and is a predicted model, not a curated record.
CUCCCACCAAGUCCCAUCCCCUCUCUCUCUCUCUCUCUCUCUCUGCCAAAAAAAAAAAUGAGGGGGGACUGGAGGGCCUUAACCACCCUUUAGAUGAGUCCCCCACCUUCCGCCGCCACCAUCGCCACCGCCAUCAUCAUAACUACCAUCCUUAUAUUCACCGUCACCAACCCACCUCCCUCAGCCUAUGCACUCGGAGGCUCUGCCACCACGGUGGCCGUCAGCUACGGCUCGGCCACCACCAUCUGUACCUUACUCGCCGACCAACCCACCCAGCAAAUUCAAUGCUGGAGGAACGGCCAGGUUUUCCUAUCCAUCUACGCCCCCACCGUUUCUUUCGACUCCAUCGCUGGCGGUCUUGACACCGUCUGCGCUGUCCGCUCCGGCGGAUACAGCCUCCUGUGCUGGAAUGUUGCUAACUUCACCCCCAAAAGACUCUACCUCGGGUCUUCAACCUUGUUAACAAGCAUUACAAUUGGGGAUACUCAAAUUUGCGCCUUAACAAACGGUGCUACUAACGUCCGUUGUUGGCGCGGGGAGUCUCAUUCAGCAAGUUCGCCAAAUGGGACGUCGAGUUUCAGUUCAAUUUCAUCUGGGCUGGGCUUUUCUUGUGGAGUUGUGGGGAAUACUAGUAGGGUUGCUUGUUGGGGCAGUAAUACAAACACGGAUAUUCUAGCUUCAAAGAUAGAAACACAGUUUGCAAAUAUGUCGAUGAAGAACAUAUUUGCAGGUGGACAGCAUGCUUGCGGGAUGAAUACAGGUGGAGUGGUUAUUUGCAGAGGGAAUAACGACAGUGGUCAGUUAAAUGUGCCCGCUAAUUUCGGGUACGAGUACAAUGCCUUAGCUCUUGGUGCAAAUCAUACCUGUGCUAUUAGGUCACUAAACCACACAGUUGUUUGUUGGGGAGGAGGUGGAGAAUUUUCUAGCAGUGUUACGGAAGAUACCUCAUUUGAGUCAAUUGUUGCGGGGUUGGAUUUUACUUGUGGAUUAGUUACGAGUAAUUUUUCAGUGAUUUGUUGGGGGCCUGGAUGGCCUAAUAACUUGAAUCCUGCAGGCGUCGGGCUUCCAUUGCAGAGGACUCUUCCGGGGCCAUGUGUUCGUAGUAUUUGUAGAUGUGGUAUAUAUCCUCAAUCUCAAACACUCUGCUCUGGUAAUGGUAAUAUUUGUUGGCCUUGUGAUAUUAAAAAUUUAGCUCCACAGCCACAACCAUUAGGUCCAUCACCAUCGCCGCCUCCGCCUUCAAUUGGUCCAUCACCGUCCUCGCCCUCUAAAGCGCUGAGGAGGGGUUUAUUGGCCUUUGCCAUCGUUGGAUCAGUUGGGUGUUUUGCUGGGAUUUGUACUGUAGUUUAUUGUUGGUGGACUGGUGUUUGUUUUGGGAAAAAGAAAAUUCAUAAUUCAGUGCAACCUACUAUUAGUGCUGCUAGUGCUCCGCAGCAAUCAAACAGUAGUCCACCCUCAAGAUCAUCCACUCUUAGGCGGCAAGGAUCACGCCUGAUGAGGCGACAGAGGAGCGGAACAUCGUCAAAACAUGCGGACAGGGCAGAGGAGUUUUUGUUUCAAGACCUUGCUGCGGCCACCAACAAUUUCUCCAUGGAGAACAAGAUUGGUGCUGGGAGCUUUGGGGUUGUUUACAAAGGCAAAUUACUUGAUGGGCGUGAGGUUGCGAUUAAACGGAGCGAGACAGGUCCAAGAACGAAGAAAUUCCAAGAGAAAGAGAGCGCAUUUGAAUCAGAAUUAGCAUUCCUGUCGCGGCUUCAUCACAAGCAUUUGGUUAGGCUCGUGGGGUUUUGCGAGGAGAGGGAUGAAAGGCUUUUGGUUUACGAGUUCAUGAAAAAUGGCGCGCUUUAUGAUCAUCUGCACGACAAGGACAAUGUGGAGAAGAGCAGCAGCGUGGUGAAUUCUUGGAAAAUGAGGAUAAAGAUUUCACUGGACGCUGCUCGGGGCAUCGAGUACCUUCACAACUACGCAGUUCCACCCAUAAUUCACAGAGAUAUCAAGUCAUCCAACAUAUUGAUCGAUGCAAAUUGGACUGCCAGAGUCUCUGAUUUUGGAUUAUCACUAAUGGGUCCAGAAUCGGAGCAAAAACAUUUUAGGCCGACCAAGGCAGCUGGGACAGUAGGCUACAUCGAUCCAGAGUACUUCGGUCUAAACGUAUUGACAGCAAAGAGUGAUGUGUAUGGUCUUGGGGUGGUAUUAUUAGAACUCUUGACGGGGAAGAGGGCUAUUUUUAAAGCAGGCGAAAACGAUGGUGCACCAAUGAGCGUGGUGGAUUAUGCAGUACCGGCAAUUAUGGCUGGGGAAUUGACCAAGAUUUUGGACCCGAGGGUCGGGCCGCCGGAGCUCAACGAAGCGGAGGCGGUGGAGCUGGUGGCGUACACCGCAAUGCAUUGUGUGAAUUUGGAAGGCAAAGAUAGGCCGACCAUGACCGAUAUCGUUGCUAAUUUGGAACGAGCAUUGGCUCUGUGCGACGAUAGUCAUGGCAGCAUAUCAAGUGGUCCAAUAUCCAUUGUUUCAGAUUGAACUCAAAAACAACUCCAGGUCACAAAAUUUUCAGUUUUUUCUAUUUAUUCUUUUCUUUUUUUCCCCCCGGUCAUUAGUAACCAAUUGAUGUGGGGAUUCUUUGUUUUGGAGUGUAAAGAGUAGGAUAUUUGUUCUAACGCGGGACGUAGCCUAGAAUUUUAUGAACGCUGACAAGCAAAUAGAAAGAUCGAUAAUUUAUUUUCA